Triticum urartu is the source of this 354-nucleotide messenger RNA. NCBI's taxonomy places the organism in Eukaryota, Viridiplantae, Streptophyta, Magnoliopsida, Poales, Poaceae. The record is from RefSeq and is a predicted model, not a curated record.
CCCACCUCGAGCAGAUCAAUGACGCGCGCAGCCAUGGCGACGGAGACCGAGACCUUCGCCUUCCAGGACGAGAUCAACCAGCUCCUCUCGCUCAUCAUCAACACCUUCUACUCCAACAAGGAGAUCUUCCUCCGCGAGCUCAUCUCCAACUCCUCCGAUGCCUUGGACAAGAUCAGGUUCGAGAGCCUCACGGACAAGAGCAAGCUCGAUGCGCAGCCUGAGCUCUUCAUCCACAUCAUCCCCGACAAGGCGACCAACAUGCUCACGAUCGUCGAUAGCGUCAUUGGCAUGAGCAAGUCGGACCUUGUCAACAACCUCGGUGUCGGCGUUCUGGGAAUGGGGUUUAGAUCCUAG